Cygnus atratus (black swan) is the source of this 888-nucleotide messenger RNA. RefSeq names its product leucine rich repeat containing 52 (gene LRRC52). Gene Ontology annotation, cellular component: voltage-gated potassium channel complex. The transcript is spliced from 2 exons. The record is from RefSeq and is a predicted model, not a curated record. Bases 1 to 888 code for a protein of 295 amino acids. NCBI's taxonomy places the organism in Eukaryota, Metazoa, Chordata, Aves, Anseriformes, Anatidae. Gene Ontology annotation, molecular function: potassium channel activator activity; transmembrane transporter binding; voltage-gated potassium channel activity.
AUGUCUCCCUCAGGUGGACGGCGGCCCCUCAGCCUCCUCCUCCUGCUGCUCCUGGGGACAGGGAUGGCAGCGGGGAGCGCGCACUGCCCUAGCAGGUGCAGCUGUGGGUACCUGGAGGUGAACUGCACGGGGCAACAGUUGCAGGAGUUCCCCGCAGCCAUCCCGCUGGACACCAGGCAGCUGAUUCUGGCAGCCAACAACGUCUCCUACCUGCCAGCAGUGGAGUUGAGCUUCCUGGCUGAUCUGGUCUACCUGGACUGCCAGAAGAACCUCUUAGGGGACGACCUGGAUUUCACUUUCAUCGGUGUGGCCAAGCUUGUCUACCUGGACCUCAGCUUCAACAACCUCACGCAGGUCACCUUCGGCACCUUCUCGCAGCUCCUCAGCCUGGUGGUGCUGAAGAUCUCGGACAACCCCAACCUUGUAGCGAUCGAGAAGGAUGCUUUUGCCAACAACACCUGGCUGAGGCACCUGGAUGUGAGCCGGACUGGCUUAACGUUUCUGGACACCAGCACCGUCCGGGACCUGCCCAACCUGAGGUUUCUGGGGCUCAGUGACAACCCGUGGCACUGCAACUGUUCCUUUUUGGACUUCAUCACCUGGAUGACAGACACCAACGUGCAUUUCCCAGAUGCUGACAACAUCACCUGCUACACACCAGAAGCCUUUCGUGCCUUGAAGUUGCCUGCGGCGGAGGUACAGCUGCACUUCAGCUGCCUGACCCAGCUGCACAAGCAGGACUACAUCUUCCUGUGUUUCGUUGGCUUCUGCAUAUUCUUUGCUGGCACCGUGGCAGCCUGGCUGGCUGGCGUCUGUGCCGUCAUCUACCAAGUCCACACUUCGAAGGGGGAGGAGGACGAGGAGGAGGAGGACGACACAGUCGCUUAG